AUGGCCGUCAUCUCCCAUUCCAACCGCUCCUCAAUCCGAGAUCAACUACCGCAGUCGAUAUCGACCUCACGAUCUUCCACCAGAGUUGCUAGUCGCCGCUCUUCACUCGCCUCGCCUUCGGCUCCCUCCUCACCCGCCGUUGACCCUUUCUCCCACGAGGGCCAAGCCGCCUCCACCUCGACGGGCUACCGCCAGAUCGGCCACUUCAGCUCUCCUUCCACGAGCAAGAUCCAGCGAUCCGGAGGCUUGCUCGGCCUUGCAGCUGCUGCAAUCGACAAGACGCAGUCUGCGCUGUCCACCCUGCAGUCACAGUCACAGUCACAACCCGACUACUCCAUACGUCAGCGUUCCUCCAAUUCCGCUUUGGGCAGAGUCGCCUCCAGUGCCGAUUCCGCUUUCAGCCCCACCGACUUGGACAAGAACGCACACGCACGAUACCGAAGGUCCAACAACCAUUCUCCCGCUUCUUCUUCGACAGGCACAUUCGCCGCCGAGGGCAAACACCCGAGUCAGGUGUCGCUGGCCAACGAAGUGCCCUCCUCACCCUAUUCCGACACUGAUCCCAACCGCCCUCUUCAAUCCGCAUCCCAGCCGUCGAGAACAAGAUGCACCAAACUUCUUCGCGGUUGCUCCGCAUGA
Molecule: messenger RNA, 639 nt
Organism: Verticillium alfalfae VaMs.102
Lineage: Eukaryota; Fungi; Ascomycota; Sordariomycetes; Glomerellales; Plectosphaerellaceae
Product: developmental regulator FlbA
Exons: 1
Coding region: 1-639 (212 amino acids)
Source: RefSeq, a predicted model, not a curated record